AUGGCAACAAAGCGCAACCUCGACGCCACGGGGCAGAAAUCCCCAGCAGAAACAGCAUCCACCCCUCGGGCCAAAAUGCCAGCCAGGAAACGCCCGCGCCUCCACCAGCGCCCGACGGUCUCUCUCUCGCAACUAGACCCCAGCCCAGCUUCCUCCUCCCUCUUCUUCCAGCUCCCCCGCGAGCUGCGCGACCAAGUGUACCACGAAGUCUGGACCACGACGCCGCAUCUGCGCCAGCGCUACCUGCGCAAGUUCUACUCCGUCACGUACGGCCACCGCAAGCCCAGCGCGCAGCCCGUCAACACGGCGGCGUGGCUUCUCGCGAGCAAGCAGAUCCUGCUAGAGGGGCUUGCGCAGUUCCAUCGCCAGUCGGUGUGGCACUUCGUGGACACGGAUGCAGAGAACCGACCGUCGGAGUACGUGUUCCCGCUGCUCACCCCGGGAUUGGUGUAUGCGCAGCACCUGCACCUCGAGCACUGGACGCCGCUCGACCGCAAAGACGGCACAUUCACUCUGCGCAAGGAGUCCGUGGCGCUGGUGAACCGCAUGGUGAGCUCGAUGCACGAGGACGACGCGCUCAAGGAGAUCCGCGUCUCGAUUCUGUGGGGCGCUGUGGACCCCGCCAUCCUGGCGUCGGCUUGCCAGUUCGAUCUGUCCAAGCUGGAGCGCUUGGGCGUCCAGAGAGGCGUGGAGGAGUUCGGGUUUCACGUCGCCGUUGAGGGACUUGCCUGGGGGGGUGUGCCGGCUGCGAGACGACGAGUGCAGCUGGCGGAGACGCAGUUCGGUGACGCACUGAAGAGUGAAGCUGAGCGAGUUGGCAGAGCGCUUGUUCCGGACGGCGUGGAGAGUCAGGCGCUGGAUACGCACAGGGAAGUGGGGAGCGGGAAUAGUGGCCUUUUGUGGUCUUGGGCAUACGAGGUUAAGAAGGGAUGA
Messenger RNA from Trematosphaeria pertusa, 933 nucleotides. RefSeq lists its product as uncharacterized. The transcript has a single exon. The record is from RefSeq and is a predicted model, not a curated record. Lineage: Eukaryota; Fungi; Ascomycota; Dothideomycetes; Pleosporales; Trematosphaeriaceae. Bases 1 to 933 code for a protein of 310 amino acids.